AGCAUCCUCCCAAACCAGCAGUAGCCCCUGCUUUCGAUAGAGCCCCUGACGGCACGGCGGCUGGGGCCACCACCAACCCUCCUCUCGCCUCCGCCUCCGCCUCCCAUGCCGUCCCUCGCCGCCUUCCACCCUACCCUCCCCCACGCCCACCUGCACCGCCACCCCGCUGGCCCCAACCCCACCACAGGCCUCCUCCGCCUUCUCCCCUCCCGCCGCCGCCCCGUCCGCCGCGCGGCGGGGGCCCGCCUCGCCGUCUCUGCCUCAACCUCUCCCGCGCCGUCACCCUCGGCCGACCGGUCGGAGGCCGCGUCGUCCCUGGAGCGAUGCAUCUCCGCGACGGUCACGGGGGCGGGGGUGGGGGCCGGGGCGGCCCCGGCCUGCGCCCCUCCGGCGAUGAAAGGGGGACGGAAGCAGUACGGCGCGUUCGGGGCCGUCACACUCGAGAAGGCCAAGCUCGACCUCUCGCAGCGCCGCAAGAAGAUCUUGCCCGAGCUGGCAACAGGUGGUGGCGGUGGGGACAUUGGAAAAAGGAUUGGUCAUGGUGGGGGUGACGGUGGAGAUGAUGACGGCGAUGAUGAUGAUUACUUUGAUGAUUUUGAUGAUGGAGAGGAAGAGGAAGGUGGACUUUUCAGGAGGCGAAUUGUUGUACAGGAGCUUUUUAAUAGAGAGUUUGUAGAAGCUGUGCUGCAAGAAUGGUGCAAAACGAUGAGUAAUUUGCCUGCUGGUCUUCGCCAAGCUUAUGAGAUGGGUUUGGUAAGUUCUGCUCAGAUGGUGCGGUACUUGUCAAUAUUUGCAAGGCCUACAAAUACCAGGUCCUUUUCAAGAGCUCUUCCAGGAUGGCUUUCCAGUGGUCUUGUUGGAAGAACACUUGCAGACCCAUCAUUCCCACAUAAGAUGGCUUUUGAGUUCAUGGCCACCUUUUUCUCAUCUGUUUGGUGGGAGAUGAAUAUUCGCAAGGAGAGGUUUCAGGAAGAAUGGGAUUUGGUGGUUGUUAAUGCUUUGACUGCAUCUUGUUGCAACUUGAUGGUCCUUGGGCUUUUGUCACCAUGCCGUUCAUAUGGGAGUACAUCUCGAUUUGACUUUCAAAAUGCAAUUGAGAAACUUCCAAACAACAUAUUUGAGAAGAGCUAUCCUUUGAGAGAGUUUGAUCUGCGAAAACGAAUCAAUGCGUUCUUUUACAAGGCUGCUGAGCUUAGCUUGGUUGGGGUUGUUGCUGGCUCUGUUCAAGGUGGUCUGUCAAAUGUCUUGUCUGCAAGAAAAGAAAUGAGGUUAUCGGUGAGCAUUCCUUCUGUCCGCACCAAUACUCUUGGUUAUGGAGCUUUCCUAGGACUCUAUGCAAACCUGCGGUACCAAUUGUUGUGUGGACUAGACCAAUACAUGGUCAAGCGCUUUGAUGUUCUGGGUGUGGCGAUCUUCUUCAGCACAGCUGCAAGGCUGAUGAAUAUUCAGAUUGGUGAGGCAUCAAGGCGCACAUGGCUUGGGGAGGAAGCUGAUCCGCAGUUCUCAGAUCGACUGCUGAGAGCAUAUAAGUGGCCUGUCGAGGUUAAUGUGGACCAACAAGAGUCAAGGUGGUUUAUAUCCAAGGAUGCAAUCGUAUCUGGCCUUGGUCUUCUUGGCAUCAAGCAGGGUGGACCUGAGGCAGCAUUGUCCAAGCCCCGUCGAAAGAGAGUCAUCCGUAAAAAAGUUGCCUCAGGUUGAAUCUUGUGGAUUUCGUAGCAAUACUGGAACAAUUUUGCUUCAGUUCCACUAUGCCACAGGAGGUUCCACUCUAAGUAUGGUAAAUGAGAAAAGCUGUCAUUGGCAACCAGCGGGCUACAGCGCAGGCAUCGAAGGGUUGUAACUGUAAGCGGGUUGGUUCGAAGUUUUAGGCCCAUUACCAUUUUUUAUGUUUUCAUUGUUUUCGGAAAGAAUCCAUAUCUGUUUACGGAAAGAAUUCAUAUAUCAAUUUCUUGUAUGAGCCAAAUAGACACGUAUAGUAGUAGUCUUGGAGAUUGUUGGAGAUACUAUCGGUAACUUGAGAAAGGGGUAUUGAAUUUUUUAUUUAAGAUCAAA
Molecule: messenger RNA, 2052 nt
Organism: Phragmites australis (common reed)
Lineage: Eukaryota; Viridiplantae; Streptophyta; Magnoliopsida; Poales; Poaceae
Product: protein RETICULATA-RELATED 1, chloroplastic-like
Exons: 8
Coding region: 106-1698 (530 amino acids)
Biological process (GO): plant organ development
Cellular component (GO): chloroplast inner membrane
Source: RefSeq, a predicted model, not a curated record